Amoebophrya sp. A25 is the source of this 1206-nucleotide messenger RNA. The record is from the annotation of a GenBank genome assembly. NCBI's taxonomy places the organism in Eukaryota, Dinophyceae, Syndiniales, Amoebophryaceae.
GGAACCUCUUCUAGAUUUGCUGGUGAACAAGAAGAUAUCAAUCCUAAUUCAGAGGAUACUUGUUCUAGCAGAUCUGCUAGCAGUACUUCCCUUGCCACGACGCCGCAGAGUCGGAGGAUUGUGAAGCAUUUUGUUUGCACCAACUCCUUAGGCGGACACACGGUGAAAUUUUCGAGGUACUUCGAUGCCGACUCGUCACUCCUCACAGAAUUCACCGUUCGUCAUCUAGAGUGGUGGAUCGCCCAGACCGUCGAAAACAAGCCAAACUCCUAUUUUGAAUCUGACACUAAAGACUCCUUUGAAAAAAUCAAAGUUUACUCUUUGCAGAGUAGAAAGGCAGGCGGAGAUGAAGACCCAUCAGCCAAGCCUGGAGGGGAUGCUGUGCAACCUGAACCAAAUACAGGACUGAGCCUGCAACCUUGGACCUUGUUGAAAGGUGUGAUGUGUCUGGACCACGCUACCAGCAGCUGCCCUGAAGGAGAAACACUGGAGGUAGAGUACAUCUCGCGUCCCGCAGAAUGGAUUGAAGCAAGGAAUCACCCGAUACCCCGAAAGGCUCCCGAAGACAGCGAGUUCAACUUAAGAGAACAUACGGAAAUCGAGAUCUUAUUUGUCGACUUCAAGAUGAUCUACUUCAAUACAACAUAUCGACUUGGACUUCAACAAGAUGAUGUACUUUAUAUCUGCCCCUAGAGGUUGUUACAACCGUUGUAGUUAUAAGUACUUUCAACAUGAUUGCCAGCGCGUUACAUAUUUCGACGGUAGUUGUUGCGAAAAGAAAGAAGUGGAUGGAUAUUGACGCAAUCGUGUGAUUGAUCCACAGUGUAGCAUUAAGUACUGAUGUGGCUUGAUAUUGACGCAAUCGUGUGAUUGAUCCACAAGAAGGUGCCACCAAGUACUUGUGUAGAUCCUCUAAGGUUUGGACGAAGAGGAGCUGACGACCCGGUGAUGACACUACAAAAAGGCUUUUACCAGCAUGUUUCUGAGGACAUCCCAACACGAAUGGGGGACGAGAGAGAAGAGGGAGAAACAGAACGACAACUGUGGCAAAGAAUGUACGAGAGACAGGCAGCAGACGGGUACCGUGACCAUCCCGAGGUUGUUUUCGCCGCGCUCUGCUUAUCCGGGAGUUUGCUAGGAGUGAUGCCGCCUCGCAUUCGCAAUGACAAGUUUUUCGUGAGAGUCGCAGUGCAUCCAGAAUGCGGA